Messenger RNA from Ostertagia ostertagi, 1086 nucleotides. NCBI's taxonomy places the organism in Eukaryota, Metazoa, Nematoda, Chromadorea, Rhabditida, Trichostrongylidae. The record is from the annotation of a GenBank genome assembly.
AUGCGUCUUGCCCGGCCGAAAUUCUCAGAAGCGGCUCCAUUCGCUGUGGAUCCGCUCGAUGCGGCUGGUUUUUCCCAACUUCUCGAAUCAGCUCUAAAUAAGAACGAUAGUGACAAGAAGCAAGAUGUCAUUGGAGACUAUUUCAUUGCUCCACAGAUGUUUGAGAAUAUAUAUCUCGGUGAAACGUUCACCUUCUAUGUCAACUGCACUAAUGAGAGCGACCAGAAAGUUACAGAUGUGACCGUCAAGUGCGAUCUGCAAACGAAUAGUCAAAGAGUGAGUUUAAACUCGAACAUCCACGAAGUUGUUUUGGAAGGAGGAAAAUGCUCGGGCCAAAUUAUCAGCCACGAAGUCAAGGAAAUUGGACAACAUAUACUUAUCUGCUCGGUGAACUAUAAGACGUCUUCCGAUGAAAAGAUGUACUUCCGGAAAUUUAUCAAGUUCCCCGUUAGUAAGCCGAUAGAUGUGAAGACCAAAUUCUACAACGCUGAGAAUAACGAUGUUUAUCUCGAAGCUCAAAUCGAAAACACCGCCGCUACUGCGAUGAUUCUCGAGCGUGUAGAGUUGGAACCAAGUCCUAAUUAUACGGUUACUAGUAUUCACUGCGGAUAUAAGGAUAUGACCAACAUAGGCAAGCUGGAUAUGUCGUGGCGAACGAGUAUGGGUGAGCGAGGCCGUCUUCAGACUAGUCCUUUGCAGAGAAUUACAAGUAGGCUACUGGUUGGCUUCGAAAGAAUUCAGUCAGCCUGGGUGGCAUUCGAUCGGAGAAAUGCAAGGGGGGAUAGUCCACCUACCGCCAUGGGACUAAUUCCGUUUACAUUGGAAUUGAAAAGAAAUAAUUGCUGUUUUAGUGAACGAUCUCUGGAUUUGCAACUUGAACUUCAAAACACGUCAACGUCACUUGUGUUCUGCUCAAUCAGCGGGGUUUCGUUAGGACAGGUGCCACCAAACGGUAGUGUCACGUUUAGCGUGGAGAUGCUGCCCAUUUCUAUAGGAUUCCAGUCAAUUUCGGGUAUUCGAAUAGUAGACUCGUUCCUGAAGAAGACAUAUGAUCACGAUGACAUCGCGCAAGUGUUCGUGAUGUAG